Acipenser ruthenus (sterlet) is the source of this 3471-nucleotide messenger RNA. RefSeq names its product DBH-like monooxygenase protein 2 homolog. Bases 131 to 1906 code for a protein of 591 amino acids. The transcript is spliced from 14 exons. Gene Ontology annotation, molecular function: copper ion binding; dopamine beta-monooxygenase activity. NCBI's taxonomy places the organism in Eukaryota, Metazoa, Chordata, Actinopteri, Acipenseriformes, Acipenseridae. The record is from RefSeq and is a predicted model, not a curated record. Gene Ontology annotation, biological process: norepinephrine biosynthetic process; dopamine catabolic process; octopamine biosynthetic process. Gene Ontology annotation, cellular component: secretory granule membrane.
UUAAAGGUGUCUGUCUUCCUGUUGCACUACUCACUGAAGAAAACACAGAGACACACACAGGUGAGACAGCACAGGAGAAUCGGCCCGUUUGGAUAAAGUAGCAGUUAAGGACUCCACACACGCUCAGUAGAUGAUGUUUGUGGCUGGUUUGUGCAGCGCCCUGCUCCUCUGCACUGGCCUGGCCAGUGUCUUGGGUCAGGACUCGGGAGACAUGCCCUUCAAUGAGACCUUGGACUCGGCAGGCAAUGUGUCCCUGCGCUGGGGCUUCGAUAGCAAGCAGGAGACCAUCACCUUCCAGCUAGCCUGCAAGACCAGCGGCUGGGUGGGGUUCGGCCUCAGCCCCAGCGGGGAAAUGGACGGCUCGGAUAUCGUCAUCGGGGGGGUGAAUCCCAACGGCACCACCUACUUCACGGACAGACACGCAGUUGAUGCUCAGCUACCCCUGGUGGAUGGCAGCCAGGAUUACACCCUCCUCUCCCUGAAAGAAGACGCUACCGGAACCACAAUGAAAUUCUCGCGCAAAGUCCAGACCUGCGACAAAGACGACAUGGAGAUUUCAACAAGUGCAAUGAAGCUGAUUUACGCGUACGGAGCGGAUGACAGCAUUGCCUACCAUAACAAUGCCAGAGGAACGAAGAGCGUGAACCUGCUACAGAGCACACAGAGAUCCACGCCCUCCCAGGACUCUGUGGGGCAGCUUGAGAUGACGGUCAAUUCAUUUGCAGUUCCAGAGAGAGAUACGUACUACCACUGCAGAAUUAUUAAAUCUCCCAACUUCCCUGGGAAGCGGCAUGUUUAUCGGAUUGAGCCCAAGAUCCAGUCUGGGAAUGUGGACCUGGUUCAUCACAUGCUGGUGUACGCCUGCCCUGCGUCAGUGAGCGUGGAGCUUGAGGGGGAGUGCUACUCAGGUCAAAGCAUGUAUGUGUUCUCCAGCUGUCAGCAGGUGGUGAUAAGCUGGGCAGUAGGAGGGCAAGACAUUUGGAUGCCUCCAAAUGCAGGGAUUUCGAUUGGGACAAGUGACGAUCCCGUCUUCUACAGACUGGAAAUGCAUUACAGCAACAGCAAACUGAGCAAGGGUCGGGUGGACAGCUCAGGGCUGGUUUUUCACUACACCUCAGAGCUGCGUGCUAACGAUGUGGGGAUAUUGGAGGUGGGUCUGAUCGUGGAUACCUCGUAUGUGAUCCCCCCGAACGCCAAGGAUUUCAAAGCCUAUGGGCUGUGCAACACGUCCACCUUCUCUCAGGUCCUCUCUGGAGACCCUCCUGUAUUGAACGUGUUUGCUUCUUUACUGCACACUCACCUGGCUGGGAGAGGGGUGCGAGUCGGACACUACAGAAAUGGAGAGCAGAUCGGCUUCUUGGGGAAAAAUGAACAUUAUGACUUCAACCUGCAAGAGACUAUGUUCCUGGGGAGCCUGGUCCAGGUGAAAGCGGGUGAUGAAAUAUUGGUGGAAUGUACUUACAAUACAGAAAGUCGCAAGACAGCCACUCAGGGUGGUCUGGGCACUACGAAUGAGAUGUGUCUGGCGUUCCUGUUGUAUUACCCUCGGACGAAGCUGGCAAGUUGCUGGAGUCUUCCUGAGCCCACAGCUAUGAGCGCCGCUCUUGGGGUGAAAGGCACAAGCGAGCUGGUCGCGCUGAUGAACUCCUCCGUCUGGAAUGAUACUGCUGUUGGUCGCUUCGAGAGGACAGUGCGCGGUCUGCCUCAGCUCAUGGCAGUGUCUGUGUCCAAUGGUACACGUACAGUUGACCUCGGUUUCAUCCGGGAGUUCAAAUCCAGCCCGGCGACUGCCUGCACUACCCUUCCCCUCAGCGAUGGUGGUGAGAGCUGUGCACCGGUCACUGCAGGGCUGGGGCUCUGCAUCGCUCUGCUCACCAGUCUCAUCAGUCUCACCGGGGCCCUUUGAACUGGGAGGGAACACUGGGGGGGAGGGGGAAUCGAGAGACGCCUCUCCCCUGCCCAGCGCUGCCUUUCUCAGGGGCAUGCUGACAUGAGUGCCUCUUGAGACUAUUAAUCAUUUCCACCCUUAUAAAAGCUUCCCACCGUCACUCACUAAGAUCCAUGUUUUACAUCUCAGCUCAACAGAAGUUUAGGAUUUUCACCCUCAUCUGCUCUGACAUCUCUUUUCAUGUUUUGCGCUGCGCUGUUUCUUCUCGUGUUUGUUGAGUGGAUCUUGCAAUCCAGUGCUGGCAGUUCAUCUACAACUUCAAAAAACUUGACCUAAAACUCAGAUUUCCUCAGAAAAGUUUAUGAUCAAAUGUUUAGACAUGAACUACCCAUAUAGCAAUGUGAGCACUGCCAGUCAACAAAGACAGGAAGGGAGCUCCCAAGUGACACAUCCAGUAAAGGCACUCUGUCCGGAGUGCAGAAUGCACCCUAGAGCUUGGAGAUCACCAGUUCGAAUUCAAGCGAUCCCACUGCCGACCAUGGACUAAAGUUCCCAGGGGGUGGUGCACAAUUGACCAAGCGCUGCCCGGGCGGGGUAGGGGUUAGGUCGGCUGGGGAGUCCUUGGCUCACUACACACCAGCAACCCCUGUGGCUGGCCGUGUGUCUGCAGGCCGGCCUCUACGCAAUUCAGAACUGCGUGAUCCUCCGACGCUGCAAGUUCUGAGAUGGCUGCACGGCAGGCUUUCAGAGCGAAAAAAGAGAGGACGGCUGACGCCAAUGCGAGUGCUCUUCUUCUCUCCCAAGUCAGUUCAGGGAUUGCAGUGGUGAGCCAGGUUAAAUAAUAAUUAGUCAUUCCAAAAUUGGGAGAAAAUUUAAACAUGAAUAAAAAUAAUUGUUCAAAAGACAGGAAGAAACAGAUACUUACUGUGGAACUCAUUAAACUGUCUGAUGAAGGCACUAGAGCCCAAACAUCUGUGUAUGACUCUGUUUUACUUUCAAUAACCCUGAUGAAGGCACUAGCCCAAACGCUUGUCUGUUUGACUGAAUUUCUUCUAGUUUCCCUCAAUAACACUGAUGAAGGCACUAGCCUUGUAACACUACUUACAAUGACUAAGGAGAAAAAAAAAUAGAAAUGGGAGUGAACAAAAACUAAGCAUCCCUGGCAGCUUACUUAAAUAAGGGUAUGUCAGGACAUGGUUACUUUUUCUUGUGCGACACCCACAAUCAAAUCUGACCUAGACAAUCACAGAACACAGCUGUGUACCAAGUAUGAAGGCAGUAUCUCAAAGCGUUAGGAAACCAAAAGGUCACUUGACACCAAUGUGGUAGCCAUUAGGUAGAGUGGGCACCACACCCUCUGAAACAUAAACAUUUUCUUACAAAAACAAACAUGGAUUUCUGCUGUGAGACUGGCAAGGAUUUCAUGAAGCAAGGACAGCGAAUAACACUGCAUUUCAGUCAGGCACAGUACAGGAAAAAUUCAAGUUUAAAAAUACUUUUGCAGAAAACUUUUUUUUUCUUUUUUUUCUUAAAUCGCUGUUCACGUUUUUCUUAAUUCCCUGUUCUUUAAAUAAGGGCCUCUU